GCGUGGCCAGGGCUCUUCUCUUAGAGGCUGCCAGCCAUUAUACCUCUGGCCGUUCGUGAUAGGUCAGCACAGGCUGUUCGCUCCCCAGUAGGCCUGUUCACCCCAUUAGAGCGGUUUAAACGCUAAUGAUGAAAGAUGACAAAAGUAGGGAUGGGCUGAUGAAAAAGCGGUAAAGCUUGCGAUUGUUCGUACGUUACACGGGAUAAAGCUGCCCUGGAGACCACGCUAUAAGACUUGGAGGUUUCAUUAUAGGUACGAAUAAGUGGGUGUAAUGUUAUUUAUGGGCUCAGUGCCCUACAUAAGUUUUUCCCCCAAACGGUGGACCUUCGAGUAUAUAUUCAGUGGGUAAGUCUUCUCUCAGGGCUUGGAAUCGCGCACCCUGUAACAAAACUAAGUCCUUAGUUUAGACUUAAAAUGCCGUCUGGAAUAGGGCAACUAAAGGGACCAGUUCUAUGAGUAUUAGAAGAACGCCCCACAGUUUCCAACAUGUUGCUUGGGGACUGUUGCGAGUUGUGGGACUUUUUUGUCUAAACAUACAUAGGAUUGCGUCCUGAGAGAUAGAAACAGGAAAUGGCAAUCCCAAAAGGGUUUAGGAGACACAGGAAGUGAGCUUCUUAUAGAAAUAAUUGUAUGUGUUGUGUUCUCCUUCCUUAUUCUGAGCUCUGCCUUUUGAUUAAUCUCGAAUUAAUCAGAACAUGUGAACUCCAGUUCUGCCAGUAGGUGGCUCAUCAUAAGGACUCAGGACAUAAUCUCUGAAGUCUCUCAAAGAUAGCCAUACCAUUCAGCCACUCCUGGUUCAUGUGGUUCCUUAAGAGCCUUGAGAGAUGCUAGUGUUAAAGUUUCUUGGAAAGGCAGCUUGUUUAGUAUCUUACCUCAUGGGUACAACUGUACUAACUUAUGGUUGCAAUGACCAAGCGAAGUGUCCAUGAGAACAUGCUUUUCCUAAGUUUCCUCUGUAGUCCACAGACACUAAAUAAGACUGUCUUUGGAAGUUAAUAAUGUAUGUGCUGGGAUUUUAAGUGGGCUUAUGUAAUUUAUUACUUGCCUAUUCUACCUAAUAGACAAAGAACUCUGAGGGGGUCAUAAAUAUUAAAAUUAAAAAAACAUAGCAAAACAUAACACAAAGCUGUUUACAUACAAAGCAAUUGAAAACAAUCAUCACUAUCACUCCCCAAACCCACUAAAAUUAUUUGCUGUGAAAUGCCUGGGCAUAGAGGCAGGUCUUAACCUGGUGCUGGAAAGUUGACAUUGUUGGCACCAGGCAAACCUCUGUUGGGUGGUGUUCAUAAUCAUGAGCCGCCACUAAGGUUUUCUCCUUUGCUGCCAGCUUCCAAACCUCUCUUGUAGGAGGUUCUUGGAGCAGAGCCCCAGAUUAUUAUGGCAGUGUAUGGGUAGUUUCGUAUCAGGUAAAGAGCUUCAAAGGAUUCAUGGGCCCCUUUGUUUUCAGGCUGGAAUUUCUGACAUGAUGGAUCUUGGUGCAAUCAAAAUACUAAUGCUUAGAUAGCAAGUUACUAUUCAAGCCUAUACUAUAGGCCUUUUAAUCUCUUACUCAUGUAAAUGCAUCAGUUGUAGCAUGCUUCUGCUUAAUUAAGAUUUUAUAAUUUCAGGAACAAUCUUAGCAAUUUAUUUUUCUAUUCUGAAUUGGUGUCUAGAGCCAGCAUGCAUUGAAUUCAGCCAUCCUCUGAGAUGUGAAGCUUCUAGAGUUCUUUAAGUGGCCCUAUAUCUGACAGACUUGAGACUUAUUUUUUUCCUAGGAACAUCUGAUUCAGUAGCCAACCUUAGAUGUGUCAGUCUGUGUGCACUCAAGGUUGCACUGCUGGGUCAAAAUACUGAGGCACUGGCACUGCGAUGAUGGUCUACUUGCACCUUUCUAAGGCUGUUUGCUGGUCGCUGUUCUGAUUCCUCUUGUCUGGUUAAUUUCUUCUCAAUGUGCUGACACGCUUCACACAUUGGAUUUAUACUGCAUCAGGACUAGGUUGAGCACUACAGAUUCUGAAGGGAUGGAUUCCAAAAGGGAGGCCCUUGGCCAAGGAUAAAUGGCCUCUAGAACCAUUAUUUGAACUCAGCCUAGAAUGUAUGUUACUGCUGGAGAGUCAAACAAUCAAAGAUACAUCCAGAGGUUUACUUGGAAUUUUGGCCUUUCCUGCCUCCAAAUACCAUGAGUCCCACUGAUACAAAGCGUUGUGGUGCCAAGCGCAGAAAGAACAAAAGGGGUAGUGGCCUUGGCCCAUCAAGUCUAGCUGGUGCCCUGGAGGUCAAGUCUGUUGGUCCUGCUUCCUCAGCCACUACCCCUUCUUCCUCAUCCCCAUCUACUUCCUCUGUGGCAUUCGCCUUGCAGACUGCUGCCACUGUAUCUUUUCCUAGCACUAGAAAUGAUUUUCUGGCAGCAAGUGCUACAUCUACCCCCCUGAUUUCCAAUGAAAGAAUGGGAAAGACUGGGAUUCAAAAAAAGCGUUGUGGAGGAACAAUUAAUUAUAGACAAACUCGUAAGCAAAGUAGAAUGGCCACUUCAGCUACUGAAGCAGUUUCACAAAUAGAGCCAAUCGACCUUGAAGAAAAUGCUUGUGAAGAGGUAGUAGACCUCACUUCUGAAUCUUCAGAACCAAUAGUGGUAGAUCUGACACAUAAUGAUUCUGUUGUUGUUGUUGAAGAAAAUGUUUGCCAGCAACGAAGACAAGAAUUAAGAAGCCAGCAACUCCCUGAGAGCUGUGUAUUAAGUAGUGAUGAUGAUGAACCAAGAGAUAAUGAUGUCGUGUUAACUAGCACAUUGUCCAGAGAAUUGGAAUUACUGGAAGAUGGUGGUUCAAGUUCACGGCGUUCAGGUACUGUGAGUUGCCCAAUUUGCAUGGAUGGAUAUUCAGAAAUUGUGCAGAGUGGACGGCUCAUUGUAUCAACCAAGUGUGGUCAUGUCUUCUGUAGUCAGUGCCUCCGUGAUGCUCUAAGAAAUGCUAAUUCUUGUCCGACUUGUAGGAAGAAACUGGGUUAUAAACAGUAUCAUCCAAUUUAUAUAUGAAACUUUAGAUUCUUCUCCCAGGAAUCUAAAUUGAACAUUCAUGGAUGCUUCAUAAAAAUUUUAUGCUUCUGCAAACAAAGGGUUAUAGAUCACAUGUGCACAAAUGUGAUGCUUCGUUCGGCCUUUUUAUUCAUCCAUCCUACAUGUGAGCUUGUACAUUUUUGUCUUCUUACUUGUAUUAGCAAGUCAGCUUUACAGUUCAUCAGGGCUACAGAUAUUUGAAGGUCAGUAUGCUGUAGGGAAAGCAGCUGUUGCUGCCAUGCUGCUUUUGAAGAAUUUGAAACUGGACCGUCACAAAAUAUUUUGUGCAAGAAAUAGCAUGAAUGUGUUUUCUUCAAGACCUCACGGUCAUCAUGCUUUUGAUGAUGCAAGUAAAAAUGACAAACUGGAAACCCUACAGCUUUUUUCAGUGAGGGACUUCACACUGUUUGAAUCAGUCAUUUCUUAUUCCAUGGCAAGCUUCCCUUUACAAACACCUGAAUUCCCAAGGGGACUAGACUUUAUAACCACACUGCAACACAAUUUAACAUCAAAUGUGUAAAUGUUUUGUUUGAAGGCAUUUUUUUUUAAUCAAUGCAAAAGAGCAAGACUAUAUAAGGAAUAUUUGACUUUCUAGAGGCAUAGUUACAAACAAAUUUUCUGUGUGCAUAUCUGCUUGUAAAAGAAUAAAUUGAAAACUUCCCACCCCUUCUACCUUCUUUGGAGAGGAGGCGAUUGAGCUAUAGUAUAACAAGCUUAUUUUGGUCUUGUCAGAUAUUCAUGAUAUAACGCUAAAUGGCUUAAUGUUAAACCCUUUCUUUAAUGAUGUACUGUUUACCUGAUAUCUUUAACAAGCUUAUAUUGCUAAUAUUUAAAUGAUAGGCUUGAUCUUAAGCAUAUGUAACCAGUCUUCGGUUGAUAAAUUGGUUUUAAUAAUUUGGGAGAGUUAUCCUGAAAGGCUGAAUUUCCAGUCUUGUACUAUUUUCUUUAGUAUAUACUCAUGCACUUCAAUUGAGUAGGUUGCUUUAAAUGCUUAUUUCAUCAUUUGCACUUUUUCCCCAAAUAGAUGUAGUUUGAAAAUAGUAAAAAAAAAAGCCCUUAAAGGCAUCAUUAGUGUGCUGACCAUUCAACAGCAAUCAGACAGUAUAGUAUAUUUGGGCUGCUGUCUCUGUGUAAAUAGCCUACAAAGCCAUUUGAUUUAAGGGAUGUCUACAUAUUUAGCAUAAUGCAGUUUGGAGUAUGUCUGCAGAGCCAUUUUUUCAACAUCAAGAAGCUUUUGUCUGUAGUGUAGCACUACAGUAGUUGCACUGGCAGGUAGAAAUGAGCUAUACUGGUUGUAUAGACAACAUGGAUUCUGCAAAGUCCUUUCAGAAGAAUAAGCUGGAAUCUUGCCUACACUAGUAUGCAGCAAUUUAUCAAUACAUAUCCUAUAACUGUGAAGGUUAAUGCCUUUUUAUAUGUCAGAUAUUCAAAAUAUAAUAGUACAAGAUCAAAAGGAAAAGGUACAAUACAGAGCACAAUCUGUCACUGCAGUACAUAGUGCUAAACUGAAGACUUUAAAUAUGUGCACAUUAUUAGAGCUAUAGAGAACAUUUUAGAUAUGUUUAAAGUUUUAAGAUAGAAAAUGUUAUGAUAAAAUCGUUAGAAUGCUUAAUGUGAACAAAACUGCAUGGAUCUAGGAGAUGCCACUCAUCUCCCUGAUACAUAAAACUACUGAAAAGUUUAAUUUUUUUUUACAUCUUCAAAAAUUCUUUUGGCUUUGUCAGAGAAGCUCACCCAUGAGGAAUCCAAUAUAGCUGGUGACUGCAAUUUAAUCACCAAACAACAUUAUUGACUCUCCCAAUGCAGUUGUAUAACUUAAAUGCAGCAGCUGGUGCUUAUAGAUAAGCAGCUCCCAUACUGCUGAAAGGAUUUUGAAAGCCCUCAUAGUUGUAUAAUGAUGGGUUAGAAAUAUUUCAUGUAUUUUUAUCACCUUUGCAAGACUUCUUUUGCACAUUGUGGAUACUUAGGUUCUUAAGAAUUUUGAAACUUCAGUCAUUUGAAUAUUUUGAUAAUUUUUUGCCUAACUGGGAUGGGUUUUUUCAGUUGCCAUUUAAAAAUUAUCAAUUCAAACAUAAUUCAAUGAAGCAAGUCUAAAUAAAGCUGAAAUCCUAUGGACUAUUACUGGGAACAAGUUCCUUUGAAAUGCAUGCAGGUUCCUGCACUGGGUCAGAAUAUAUCACAGGGUUCAUAAAUGAUUUGUAAAUUAAUCAUUGUUAGGAAAAGGUUGUACUGUUUCAUUCAUGGCACUAUAUUAUAAUUUUUUCAUUGAAUGUGAAAUACUUAGCAAAAAUUGUGCCAACUUUUGAGAGUUCUAAGUAACAACAGUAUAUUUUGUAUCACUAACUUUGGAAUGGCAUUCGCUGGCUUUAUUUAAACACAAUGUUAAACUAUGGUUAAGCAUUGCUUGAGUAAUGCCCCCCCCCCCCCCAAUCUUCAUGUUUGGUUCUGUUGUUAGGAAUAGAACAGAAUCUUUUAUUUCUGUGUUUAAUUUCAUGCAGUACAGUAGGAUGUUCAGGCAUACUUGAACAACUGUGUUUGGUUUCAGCUAUGGCUUACUAAAGUACACCAUUCUCAAACCGUGAUUUAUCAAGUAUGCUCACAUCAAUGAACUGUACUUAAGAUUAACCAACAUUUUUGUGUUUGGACAUAAAGCUAAACUCCAGAUAAUUGAAAUUGGAGUGAAAGCCUCCAGUCUCCUCACCUAUGAUAUGUAGGAGAACAUACUAGCCCCAAAGUGCAUACAUGUAAUACUUAAUUCACAGUUGAACAUUAGGUCCCAAACAGGCCAUAAUCUUCAUCUUCAAAAUAAAAUCUAAAAGCCAUAUUAAAUUUGGUUUUGGUAGACGUGAUACUGAUCUAAGAAGAUGCAUAGUUUUAAGGACUAAUGGUCAGAUCAGUUUUGCCUAUUUCCAUUUGUAAAUGUGUAGAGUUCAUGCUGUUUACUUAUUUAAAUGUUUCAUUUGUGUAUAAAAGGUUUGCUUUGACAAUUAGUUAAAUAAAUUUUACUGCACAUGAAAAUAA
This is a messenger RNA of Varanus komodoensis (Komodo dragon), 6055 nucleotides long. RefSeq names its product E3 ubiquitin-protein ligase RNF4-like. The transcript is spliced from 3 exons. Gene Ontology annotation, molecular function: transcription factor binding; zinc ion binding. Gene Ontology annotation, biological process: positive regulation of transcription by RNA polymerase II. The record is from RefSeq and is a predicted model, not a curated record. Bases 2159 to 3013 code for a protein of 284 amino acids. Lineage: Eukaryota; Metazoa; Chordata; Lepidosauria; Squamata; Varanidae.